AUGUCAAGUCUCGUCGCUAACAUACACCCUCUAGCUCGCCUCACCUUUUCAGCCAUGACAGAUGCUCGCAUGAGUCGUCCACAUCAUCAUCACCCUCAGCCAUCUUAUGGUCAUUCAGCAGGACCUACCUACUCCGCUCCACCCCCAGGCGCGCAUCCAUCAUAUCAGCAUCACUCCUCCAGACAUGUCCCUAACGGUCCAUCCGGGCCUGCCGUUGGACAUCCCGGUCAAAUGAUCGCUGGGCCAUCGGAAGUCGCCCCGCCCAAUGCAGUCUCCAAUGGCCACGCUCGCGGCACUCCCGUUCCUUCGGGAAUCAGCGCGGUCGCGCGCGCGGGGAAAGAAAAGCAAGAAAGUAUCUUCGCGCAGCUCGCGAUCGCAAAUGAAAAUACCUGGACACUUAUCGGUGCGUCGGCCAAACUACAAAGACCCAUUGCUGAUCAGACAGGGGCUGUUGCGGAACAGAUGCGAGACGAAAACCGAGCUUUAUCCGCCUUCGAAAACGCCAUCCGCCAUAACCCGAAUUCCAUAAGUGCUCUAAACGCCGCUGCCUCAAUACAUCGCAGUCGGGAUAACUUUGAUAAGGCUAUCGAAUAUUUUGAGAGAAUUUUGAAUAUCAAGCAGGACAAUGGGGAGGUGUGGGGUUCGAUGGGUCAUUGUCUCCUCAUGAAGGACGAUCUACCAAAAGCAUAUACUGCAUAUCAGCAAGCAUUGUAUCAUCUCAGCAACCCUAAGGAACCAAAAUUGUGGUAUGGUAUCGGCAUAUUGUACGACAGGUAUGGAUCGUUUGAACAUGCUGAGGAAGCCUUCUCAAGCGUCCUGAAAAUGGAUCCCAAUUUUGACAAAGCGAAUGAAAUCUACUUCCGUCUCGGUAUCAUCUAUAAACAUCAACGUAAAUACCAAGCCAGUCUAGACUGUUUCCGGUAUAUUCUCAACAACCCACCUAGACCUCUUACCACUUACGACAUCUGGUUCCAGUUAGGUCAUGUAUAUGAACAGGACAGAGAUUACGAGGCCGCUCGAGAUGCUUAUAUGCGGGUUCUGAGCCAGCAACCAGAUCACGCCAAAGUACUUCAACAAUUGGGAUGGCUGUAUCACCAGCCCGGCGCGCCUUUCGCGGACCAAGAAAAGGCAGUAGAAUAUCUGACAAAGAGUUUAGAGACAGAAAACACGGAUGCUCAGAGCUGGUAUCUGUUGGGUCGCGCAUUCAUGUCUGGACAACGUUACAACAAAGCAUACGAAGCCUAUCAACAAGCCGUGUAUAGGGACGGACGCAAUCCGACAUUCUGGUGCUCCAUCGGUGUUCUCUACUACCAAAUCAAUCAGUACCGUGACGCACUCGACGCUUAUUCUAGAGCCAUACGCCUCAACCCUUUCAUCAGCGAGGUUUGGUACAAUCUCGGUAGCUUGUACGAGUCGUGUAAUAACCAGAUCACCGACGCCAUCGAUGCCUAUACUCGCGCCACAGAUCUCGAUCCCAACAAUACUGCUAUCAAACAGCGGUUACAGAUGCUACACAAUGUCGGAAACAACAAUGGGCCUCUCCCCCCUGCACCCGGACCGGUAGACGUUCAUCCCUCGGCUUACAGCGCCGCUCCUGCCCAAAACCUACCCACUCAGGGCUCGCCAGCAGUGUCUCCUCGCCCUGGGCAACACGACAUCAGAGGAGAUGGACCUAUUCCCUCGGCCCGAGACUUGGCACCUCCGGAGACUCGAGCACAUUCACCACCUCUCUUCAGGGGAGGUGCAGUUCCCCCACCUCUAAACCACGUAGAUGAGAGUCGAGGCGCUAUGUCCCGACACGCGCCCUUGGCGCCGAUCGAAGUGGACAGGUCGGAGACCCCUCGUGAACGAGAUAUUAGAGAAGGUCCGGCCUUUGGUGGGGGAACAAGAUUUGAUCCAGGAUCAGAGAUGUCUCAUAGACGCGCCGAAUCACCCACUUCGCCUAGAAGGAGGGAAGUGUAUCACGGACAUCCUGCCCACCCUUCUGUCAGUCACAAAGAUCGAGAGAGAGAAGAGAAAGAAUGGAGAGACCGAUCUCGUGGUCCACAGAUGGGUGCUGUCAUGGAUCCCCGAGGUCCUUCACCCCGUUUGCAAGAACGUGGUCCGCCUUCACAUGGUCCUCGUCAACCGUCGCCUCGUAUCUCAGAAUACGGCCGUCCACCUGCGUUCCCCGAACAACCUUAUGGAUACUAUGAUAAUCGCGCUCCUCCACCCGGUCCAGGUCCAUUCGAGCCCCAAAGGCGCUACGACGAAGCCAGCAAUGGACAACCUGGUCCGGGACAUCGACAUGCAUCCGCAUCACGCGAUCUGAGACCUGACGACUUGCGGGCGCCCAGUCCUGCGCUGAGCAUGAGCAGCAAGGCGGGCUCCAAACGCAAGGCUGGUCAGACGGACGAGAGAUCGAAGCGAACGAGGGAUGAUAAGACUCCUGGAAGUGGAAAGAAAGCAGGACCGGGGUCAGCGAAACAGUCAGGUUUCAGAGGAGGUAUGGAGGAGACAAGUCCGAGACCUACCAAUGCGAGCAGUCCGGCAGGAAGCAUGUCGAGCACGCAUCAACAGACUCCGAGGCAUCCUGCUCCACCCAGCAGGACAAUUGACGAGGACUAUGAUGAAGGCGCAGCAGACGCUUUGAUGACUCUUCAUGGGGAUCGUCCUUCAAUAAACGGUACCUCGCGUAGCGUUUCGACCAGUCCAAUAGCUUCACUCUUGCAAGGUAAUGGCAAACGUCCAGAUCCUCCAUCACCGGCCGAAGCGAAUCUUUCCCACAAACGCCCCAAAGCGGAUAUCAACCUUCCAGGUAGCUCCCCCGCCCGAGUGGAGAAGGAAAAGGAGAAACGAAUGGUCAUUGAAGUGCUCAACACGCCUCGUAUUUCCAGCCCAAUGCCUGGUCCAUGGCCAGUAUCGACCUCGGUCCCUGGAGUCAUUUCACAAUCCGUCACACCUAGAGAUGAGAAGGAAGCAUCGGUUGUUAAAUCACCUUCUGUGAAAGAUGACAAGAGGAGGGAGGAUGAGAUGGAGAAGACGACGAGUGCGAAGAGUUCUCCUGUAAAGGAAACGUCCAGAUCGCCUACUCGAGCCAGGAUAAGUGGUGAAAGAGGGACACCGCCUGUUUUGACGGCGGAGAAAGAGGAGGGGAAAGACGAGGAUGUGGUAAUGGAAGAAACGGCAGAGCCUCGACCGAUAGAGGAGGUGAAAGCGGGAGAAGAUGAGGAGACGAAGAAGGCAGAAGAGUAGAUUUUGAAGGAGAUCAAUUGUUAUCUGUUUAUGCUCAACAUCGGGUUAUCUCAUGCAGGAUUUACAUAGUCUUGAUUAUCUUAAGGAAUUUUUCGUGGAUUUGCUUGGAAAUCAUCUUUAAGUUGAGUAACUAUAUGAUAAUCAAAUUAAC
Messenger RNA from Tremella mesenterica DSM 1558, 3385 nucleotides. RefSeq lists its product as uncharacterized. Bases 1 to 3234 code for a protein of 1077 amino acids. Gene Ontology annotation, molecular function: protein binding; chromatin DNA binding; RNA polymerase II cis-regulatory region sequence-specific DNA binding. The record is from RefSeq and is a predicted model, not a curated record. Gene Ontology annotation, biological process: regulation of gene expression. The transcript is spliced from 8 exons. NCBI's taxonomy places the organism in Eukaryota, Fungi, Basidiomycota, Tremellomycetes, Tremellales, Tremellaceae.